GACCGUACGAAGCCAUUUUGUUUGUGCGCGGGUGCAACAGCACAUGUUUACCCUAUCGGUAAUUUGAGUUUUCGAUGAAUAGUUCUUUGGUAAAAUAGACCGUAUCUUGCCAGCAAAAUGCCGAAAUCAAAGAGGGAUAAAAAAAUAUCUCUUACGAAAACGAGUAAGAAAGGUCUGGUGUUGAAGCAACAAAUCGUCGAAGAUGUUCGAAAUUGCGCCGAAAAAUACGCAAGUAUAUUCCUCGUGUCCGUGCACAACAUGCGUAAUAAUAAAUUAAAAGACUUGAGAGCAGAAUGGAAGGACAGUCGAUAUUUCUUUGGUAAAAACAAGGUGAUAGCACUGGCGUUAGGAAAGUCGCCAGAAACCGAAGUUGCCGAAGGGUUACAUAAAUUAUCUGAAGCGUUACGAGGACAAUGUGGUUUGUUAUUUACAAACAGACCUAAAAAAAAAGUGUUGGAAUGGAUGGAAUCGUACGAAGAAGCUGACUAUGCCAGAUCUGGAUUUAUAGUAGACGAAACUAUAGUAUUACCCAAAGGACCAUUGCCAGAAUUUGCGCAUAGUAUAGAGCCUCAUUUGAGGCAAUUGGGAAUGCCUACGGCGUUGCAAAAAGGUGUAGUAACAUUGAUCAAGGAAUAUACGGUUUGCAAAAAAGGGCAAACACUCACCCCAGAACAAGCAAGGAUUUUGAAAUUACUCGACAAACCAUUAGCUACUUUUAAAUUGACACCAUUAGGAGUAUUCUCGAAGAAACACGGAUACAAGCAAUUAGUAUCCGAAGACGACUACCCCAAAGAAAAUAUAAUGGAUGUAGAAGAGACUGCAGAAAUGGACGAUACGUGAAUCGCUAGUUAUUGUAAUGAAAUAAAAUUUAUUUGAAUUGUAUAUACAUAUAUAUACUCCAUAUAUUGUGUAUAAAAAUAAAUUUUUUAUCCUGUUAUUUAAUUCUGUAGAAGAAUAUGAAGUACUCUGUAUUUCUUUGAUAAACAAUUGAUAAACGCGA
This is a messenger RNA of Megalopta genalis, 1000 nucleotides long. It is a transcript of the gene RpLP0-like, whose product is annotated as ribosomal protein LP0-like. Lineage: Eukaryota; Metazoa; Arthropoda; Insecta; Hymenoptera; Halictidae. Gene Ontology annotation, molecular function: RNA binding. Gene Ontology annotation, cellular component: nucleolus; preribosome, large subunit precursor. Gene Ontology annotation, biological process: nuclear-transcribed mRNA catabolic process; ribosomal large subunit biogenesis; ribosomal large subunit assembly. The record is from RefSeq and is a predicted model, not a curated record.